CACACACACACACACACACACACACACACAGGAAACACCUGUCCUAUGUGAGCUCAGUACCACAGAAACUCUGUGACACAUUACCACCUUGCUGUGUCUUACUCUGUAAAGUUGAACAUUGCCAGUUACGUUUCUUAUUUACACGUUUAAUACACUAUUCAUGAGACAAAAAUCAUUGAUCUACUGUAAAAUACAAGGACACUGCUUUUUUUUAGAAUGUUUAAUUCAACCACUGAUACAAAUUAAAUUAGGAAUUUACAAAACAAGACUAUUAAACAUAAGUGUAAUCCUCUUAGUGGCUGAUCUUUUUUCUGUAAUUUCUCUGGACUCUGUCUGGUAUUACCUAUUCAAAAGCAGCUGUCUCCUAGCCACUCGUUUUUGACAGCUCAUGAAUUUUUAGACUUUUAAUACAGUAAAAAAAAGAUUUAAUUAGAUACAGCAUUAGGUCCUCAUCUCCUGCUUUUUCUGCAGCACCAGUUGAACAUUACGUUGGAUCCCAAAUCCCACAUUUUUAAAGAUCUCUGGAAUCUUUGUCCUGCUAAACUUUCCAAAGAUCUCAUGUUCUUAAGGCCAGUUUUUAGCCCCACAGUCCUGUAUACUGUUAAUUUAUCACUUAAACUAUAGCCACUUGCUUUAAAACUGCUGUGGUUAAACCAUUAAUGAAUCGUUACUCACCCUGCAGGGUCUUUUAAUACCUAUUGUUUAGUCUUGAAUCUUCCAUUCUUUGUGAAAGUACAAGGAAAAGCUGCAUCUCAGCCGCUCUCGGGCCACAUAUCUAACAAUGAUCUUUAAUCUGCUUUCAGGGCCUGUCACUCCGCUGAAACUGUAAUGGCUAAAAUGAUAAAUAAUGUUGUACUUACUAUGGAUUAGAGCCAGACUGGUAAUGGUUUUCUUUGGUGGGGGAGAUGCCAAUACUGGUUUUUGGGAACAAAAAAAAAAAAAUUGUUGUGGGGACCACUGGACGUGUGAAACUUCACUUGGUGUUACCAUGGUAACCAUGUUUUCUAUUGAAUUGACCGCAAAGGUCACAUUACUACAGCUUGACAGGUACGGCACAAGUAUGAUGAACAUAUUCGCCUUUUUACAACAGAUGAAAUACAGUAAAUGAGCAGGUUGAAAAAAGUCUAAACCUUGAAGGUGCCAUAAUGGCUCGACCAAAAGAGGAUGUCACUGAUCCGCAACCGGUUUACAGCUUUCUGUCCUUAAGUUAAAGAUUCGUAUCAACAGAGUGAAACCUGAUCCUGGAUCUGUGAAAUGUUCUGUGUCAUGUGAUACAUAUGACAUGUGUUACAAUAUCACUGACAUGGCAUGUGUGUGUUCAUCUUGAAUGACCAUUGGUCAGAGCAUGAGUAGGAAAGUGUCGCUGUAUGUGUGUGACUGACACUUGUCAUUAGCCGUGUAAUGUAGUAAGGUUCAGUGUGUACGUGUGUGUACCUGUGUGUGUGUGUUGUACAGGUGGUUGUGGUCAAGUACACAAGUGGAUAGGACCUCAGGCAUCACAUUUCACCCAGUGUGCUAUUUAAUACUGCAGUGUAACUGUGUGUGUGUGUGUGUGUGUGUGUGUGUGUGUGUGUGUGUGUGUGUGUGUGUCUCUGACGAUAGCCCCAAGCCCUGUUCCAGAGCAGCGGUCGCACACAGACAGACGGUGACUGAGACGAACUGCGACUAACAACCAGUGAAGCAUUCAGAGCUUCUGACAGGAUGUAAGAUUUUGAGUUUUUUCUGUGGCGGCGUCGCGAUCAGCCUCAGCGGGGCAGAAUGAAGAUCAGAAUAGAGUGACGCUGGAUUUGGACCCUGGCUGUCUUGGCGAGUGCUUUGCUGAAUAAUUGAUCUCUCAGCUUGUGGCUGGUUAAAAAAUGAGGAAGGCAGUGCUGAUGGUUUGGAUCAGCCUCUUGGUGCAAGGGUCCCAAGGUGCCCAGGGUCAUUACGCCCGCAAACUUCUGAAUGACUUGAUGGAGGACUACUCCAACGCUCUGAGACCUGUGGGGGACACAGACGAAGCCCUCAAUGUCUCGCUGCAGAUCACGCUGUCGCAGAUCAAAGACAUGGAUGAGAGGAACCAGGUUCUAACCACGUACCUGUGGAUCAGGCAGGUCUGGCAUGACGCUUACCUGAAGUGGGAGAAGGAAGACUACGACGACCUGGAGAUGAUCAACAUCCCCAGCGACCUGGUGUGGAAGCCGGACAUCGUCCUCUACAACAAAGCAGAUGAAGACUCAGGUGCAUCCAGCACUAAUGUGAAGCUGCGUUACAAUGGAGAGAUCGUCUGGGACUCUCCGGCCAUCACAAAGAGCACAUGUGUGGUGGACGUCUCUUACUUCCCCUUCGACUGGCAGCGGUGCAACCUCACCUUCGGCUCCUGGACCUACAACGGCAACCAGGUGGACAUCAGUUUGGGCAUGGACAGUGGAGACCUGUCAGACUUUGUGGAGAACGUGGAGUGGGAGUGCCACGGCAUGCCUGCAGUUAGAGACGUCAAGAUGUAUGGCUGCUGCUCUGACCCGUACACCGAAAUCACCUACACCCUGCUCCUGAAGCGCCGCUCCUCUUUCUACAUCUUCAACCUGCUGCUGCCCUGCUUCCUCAUCUCGUUCCUUGCCCCGCUGGGCUUCUACCUGCCGGCCGACUCCGGGGAGAAGGUGUCCCUCGGGGUCACGGUGCUGCUGGCGCUCACUGUGUUCCAGUUGCUGGUGGCUGAAAGCAUGCCUCCUGCAGAGAGCAUGCCCUAUAUAGGGAAAUACUAUAUCGCCACCAUGACUAUGAUCACAGCCUCUACUUCUCUCACCAUCUUCAUCAUGAACAUUCAUUUCUGUGGCGCUGAGGCCAAGCCAGUCCCUCACUGGGCUAAAGUGCUCAUCAUCGACUACAUGUCCAAGAUUUUCUUCGUCUACGAGGUUGGGGAGAACUGCACGACACCCGAGAGCGAAAGGACCCCACUGUACCCAGAGGAGCCCAUUAGCGAUAAUGACUGCUGCCACGAGGACCUUUUUCAUGACGGGAUCGACCAUCAUGACAGCGACCUGUACAAGUACAGCAACGGCAACAGCUUGCACCACGACAAUGAGCAUCACAAGAGCCGGGCAAACGGUGCUGCCAACAGCAGGAAUCAUCAUUACAACAACCAUAACAACCACGUUUCCAGACUGGAGAGGGGUGAGGCAAAGCGAGAGCUCACACAGCACUACCACCACAUCAGGCAGGAUGAGCUGGAUUACCAGGCCCCUCCUCAGCACCUCAAUCGGGUUCUGGAGGAGCAGCUCCUGUAUCCCACAGAGAAGCAUCAAGUCCCGGCCUGUCCCUGCUGCUGCCCCUGCCUUCAACAUAAACAGGUGGUGAAGAACAUCCAGUACAUCGCCAACUGCUUUCGCGAGCAGAGAGCUACGUGCGUCAAGGCAGCGGAGUGGAAGAAGGUUGCCAAGGUGAUGGAUCGGUUUUUCAUGUGGAUCUUCUUCGUUAUGGUCUUCCUCAUGAGCAUCCUCAUCAUUGCCAAGGCAACAUCCUCCUCUUCACCUACAUAGUAAAAGUGUUAGUCCAGAGUAAACAUCCAAUAAAUCAAAACUGUUUUGUCUACCAGGAGAUUGCAUUUGAUCAUUUUGUAGGUUCAAUGCUGGGUUUCUUUUGCUUUGACAUAAAGAGGACAAGGUCACGUAGCAUACAAAUCAUCCAUUUAACCACACGCACGCACGCACACACACACACACACACACACACACACACACACACACACACACACAAAACGCAUCGAAGGCUCUCAGUUAAGGGCAGGUCUGCUUGCUUGUGUCAUGGAGCAGUGGAGCGGUAAGACAAUCUAGGCCUUGCCAUGAACAUGCAUGGACACUACAUUAUUGAUGAACUAACAGCCAGACAUCCAGCUAUAGGCGUUACAUUACUUACAUUGCAUUUAAAGCAACCAGAUGAGGCUGUUUUUCAGAGAAAAAAAUGUAUCAUCAAGAUCAGGGCACAGGUCAGCGACACAGUCCGUAGGCAGUAUUUAGAUAGUGAAUCAUGAAUCAUGUGUGAUUCAAAAUUUUGAGAAUCACGUAUCAGAACUCUACCAGUGAUCAUUGCAAGGUUGAGACAUUGAAACCAGGUGAAACUAGCUUGAAACUGAAAAUGGUUUUCUAGAUUAGACAUCAGAGGUCAGUCAACGUAAGCUGUGAAUACUUGUAUGUUGUGAAUACUUGAAUUGAAACUUCCAGGAUGAAGUUUGUCUUUAAAAAGAACCCCUCACUUUUUAAAGCAACAUUCAGACCACGAAGUCUUGACUAAGCUACAUUUUGAUAUUUGUUAUUAAAACUUAUUAUCACAGCAAUUUGUGUUGUGAGCCAACCCUAAUGUGUUGUAUAAUGUAACAUUACACUUUUGCAAAGCUCUCCAUUUCUGUUUAUUUUUGCAUAUAAAAUGUAAUUGCAUUGGU
Messenger RNA from Scophthalmus maximus (turbot), 4417 nucleotides. It is a transcript of the gene chrna9a, whose product is annotated as cholinergic receptor, nicotinic, alpha 9a. Gene Ontology annotation, cellular component: neuron projection; synapse; postsynaptic membrane. The transcript is spliced from 7 exons. Lineage: Eukaryota; Metazoa; Chordata; Actinopteri; Pleuronectiformes; Scophthalmidae. Bases 1857 to 3518 code for a protein of 553 amino acids. The record is from RefSeq and is a predicted model, not a curated record. Gene Ontology annotation, molecular function: acetylcholine-gated monoatomic cation-selective channel activity; transmembrane signaling receptor activity. Gene Ontology annotation, biological process: chemical synaptic transmission; regulation of membrane potential; signal transduction.